Penicillium vulpinum is the source of this 453-nucleotide messenger RNA. RefSeq lists its product as uncharacterized. Lineage: Eukaryota; Fungi; Ascomycota; Eurotiomycetes; Eurotiales; Aspergillaceae. The transcript has 3 exons. The record is from RefSeq and is a predicted model, not a curated record. Bases 1 to 453 code for a protein of 150 amino acids.
AUGGCAUUGACAGUGUUGUUAUUUCGAACCACGGUGGCCGUCGACAGUGGAUGCGUUGCGGGUCUAAGCCCCAGUAGCCAAGGAUCAAAUCCCGGUGGAUGGGGACAUAUCUUCAAAGCUUUAGCAUUGGGGGCUAGCUUCUGUUUUGUGGGAAGGAUCCCUAUAGCGGACAAGGGUCGAAUUGGCGAUUCAGAUUCUCCGCCAAGAGCUGCAGAUUACCAUAGCAUUGGCCGGAAUAAAAAUUCCAAUCGGAAGAAGAUGCCGAACGAUCAGCGAAAUUCUAAAGUGUUAUCAUUCUGUUCUGCAGCCAAACAGGGUCCUCUCGAAGCUGAUACAUAUUUCGGCUAUACUUUUCUUCCAGGAUCGACAGGUCUCACUUUCCAUUAUGCAUCUACAGUUCUUCGAUCUUCCAUGGAAGGAUACGAGGUCAGUUCAUACAUAUCCAAUGCAUAA